GUUGUACAUGCGCACAGUAACCGGAAACAGCACGUGUGUGUAAAUUGUAAACAGUGGUACACAUGUAGUUAUGUCACGAUAUUUACUCGGGUGUUUACGACACAUAAACUAUUCUAGUGAUACACAGUUAUGUGUGCGUGCAUUAAGAAUACACAAUCACCGUGUGAUAUCCAAAUCGGUGAAAACAUCUUGUGGUUUUGCGAGAGGACACAACAAAUUGACUGGAAAAUUGCAUCAGAACACACUCCCGGAAGUGGGACAUCUUAACAUAAACUCGUGUGCAUUUCUGCAAGUUAGGCAGUUGUCGACAAGCAGCGUAUACUGGAAAGAUGACAAUAACGUUAACGGCCGGCAAGUUGACAACAGUAAAGGCACAUCCUCUUUAGGGCAAAUACAGGGGAAACUCCACAUAAAGUAUACAUGUAAAGUGUGUGGUACACGAAUGGCGCACACGUUCUCCAAACAGUCAUAUGAAAAAGGGGUUGUCAUAGUGACAUGUUCGGGAUGUAACAAUCACCAUCUAAUUGCUGACAAUCUCGGCUGGUUUGAGGACGUCGGUAAACGAAAUAUAGAGGAGAUAUUAGCGGAGAAGGGCGAGCAAGUCAAGAGGUUGUCGGCAGAUGGCAGUUCCAUAGAAAUCAGCUCAUCAGAAUUGAAUAAUAACGACGUAUAAACACGUUGUAAUGGAUUUUAUGUGAUUUGAAUAACAACCAGAACUCCCGUACAACUAGUUUAGUUUGUAAUUUAUAUGGACGCUUUCAUUUGUUAAACAGAUUGUUUGUUUAAUAAAUCAAUCUUUACAAAGUGUGCUGUUUCGUCUCUUCUACGUGACAUUAAAAAUCGCAAAACACA
Mizuhopecten yessoensis (Yesso scallop) is the source of this 852-nucleotide messenger RNA. RefSeq lists its product as uncharacterized. Gene Ontology annotation, biological process: protein folding; protein stabilization; protein import into mitochondrial matrix. The record is from RefSeq and is a predicted model, not a curated record. NCBI's taxonomy places the organism in Eukaryota, Metazoa, Mollusca, Bivalvia, Pectinida, Pectinidae. Gene Ontology annotation, molecular function: zinc ion binding; protein-folding chaperone binding. Bases 71 to 673 code for a protein of 200 amino acids. Gene Ontology annotation, cellular component: mitochondrion. The transcript is spliced from 2 exons.